AGAGGUAAUGGAAUGGUCCAAUAGUAUUGAAAGCAAAGCUACUGAACGAUGUUUGUUUUCUCCAUACACGACCAGUAGGGCGAGAGAUCUGCAGCAUUUGGCCCGUCGUGAAGUCUCGUAGCUUACAGUGCAACGGUUAUAUUUUACCCUAUUCUGAGUUGUUGCCGUCUUGAAGCCGAUAGCCAUGGCUCUGUGCGGGGGUGUCGGAGCCUUGGCUUUACCCAGUGAGCUUAUUGUUCACAUAUUUUCCUUUUUGUCAGAUCGAGACAAGCUUCGGGCCUCGGCCGUAUGUUCUCGCUGGAGGGAGUGUCUGUUUUACCCAGCGUUGUGGACAGAGCUGAAGUUGCGUGUCGGUGGAGGAACGAAUGGAGGUGGCUCUGGAUCUGAGGAGACCCCAAGAUUAGAAUUCCUCAUGCGCAAGUUUGGUUCCUUUGUGCGUGAGCUGCAGCUGGAGUUCGCACCAGUGGAUGGGUACCUAAGCCCAUUGCAAGCAAUGGAGGGCAGAAUGGAACCUGUGGAGAGUGACCCACAGUUUUCUGACCGCUGGAAAGAUGCUAUGAUCACCUAUUUGGACCAGGUGCUAUGUGUACUUCGCAGUCUUCGAAACAACAGAUAUCUCCAAAGGUUGAGUCUCUAUGGUGAUACCUGCAUUCUUCAGGAUGAGGGUUUAUUUGACAGCGCCUAUCUCCAACAAGUUGACCAGGGAAGCAAAAAAAUCAAAGAGAUCCAGAUGCUAUUUGAAGAGAUCCUGUCCAACAGUAGGCAAUUAAAAUGGCUCUCCUCCGCCUUCAUGCUGGGCGUGGUGACUCCAUGCUCCUUGGCCUCACUCUCCAACCCCAGUGCCACAUCCCUGGGGCACCUCAGCCUGCUGGAUAACCAGCUGCCCAGCCUCCUGGUACCAGUGGAGCUGGAGCGCCUUGUCCACCUGCGCUCGCUGGCGCUCGACUUCUGCGACUUCUCCUCCACCAUGUGCUGCCUGCUGGCAGGCCAGGAUCGCGCCCCGCUGCACCGCCUCUCGCUCCUGCUCAACGGCGCCGCCCUGGAGGCCAAGCCGCUGAACGGCACGGCCGGUGAGGACGACUGGAAGGCGCUGGUGCGGCGCAGCAGCAACCUGCGCGUCUACCUGAUGGCUCUGGACGUGUGCAGCCAGGACCUGCUGCGCGUGCUCAAGCCCAGCAUGCCCCUGGAGCGCAUCCACCUGGACAGCUACAGCGUGCCUGUGACGGACGGCGCUGUGGAGCUCAUCUCGCAGCAGUACCACAAGACGCUCAGCAAUUUCGUGCUGAUGCGCGACGACGCCGGCUUCCCCGACCUCAGCGUCAACCGCAACGAGGACCCGCUGGUGCUCUUGGCCUGGCGCUGCGUCCAUCUGGCUGUUCUUAUCAUCCAUGGCUACACGGUGUGGUCCCACAACCUAGUUGCCAUCUCGCGCUUGCGUGGCUCCAACCUAAAGGUGCUUGCUGUUUCCGAGGAGAGCAUCGACUUCGACCCAGACCAGUCGGUGUUCAUCGAGGGCGACCCCGUCCACAACCUGGUGAAGGAGGUCUCCCUGGGCCUGGGACGCGUGUGGCACCCUUCCCUGGACACCAGCGUGGUCCUCAGCGAGCCCACCCAGCACUUCCACCGCGAGAUGCAGAGCUUCAGCGAGGGCAUCUGAACGUCCCCACCCGUCGCCAACGCAUGUGCGCUCGUUCACCUGCAAGUCUUGCCUCUUCCUAAUUUUCUCUCUCCCACUUUCCUCUUCCUCUCCCUUCUUCUUCUUCUCAAGUUCUCCUUCUCCCACACAAUGCCCAAUUACACCCUAUCCUAACUCCCUCCCCUUGUACUUGAAGGUAGACCUUUCGCCCUUAUUCAGUCCUGUUUUCGUUGAUGUAUUUUUUUUCUUUGCUUUUGUUUUACUUGCGGGUUUCUUCUCAUUUUACGAUUAUGAUUUUUUUUCUCUCUCUCUCCUAUAGUGUGACAAAUAAUCCUUUAUAUGUGCUGUGUUUAUUCAGUAUUAGCACUAUAUUAAUAUCUCUCUGUAUAUCCUGCUCAUUAAUAUGAGAGUAUAGUUGGGUAUCGAUUUAGUAGCUAAUUGAGUGAAAGGUCAUGAGGGGCUCAAUGUUGUGUGUGUGUGUGUGUGUGUGUGUGUGUGUGCUUUUGUUUUCUUUUUUUUUGGAUACAGUUAGAUUAGGAGUUGAUCGUACCGUGAGCUGUUUUUGCUUUGUGUUCUUUUUUUCUCUCUUUUUUUCUUUUCUUUAAACACCUGUCUGACUUUGUUUUCAUUUUGUUUUUGUCGGAGUUUGGUGUUACCGUACAGACAGAGAACAGAACCAUCACUUUUUAAUUUAUCUUGGCUCAUUUUGCGAGGACAAGAUCCUGUGAUCUUAUUUACACCCCCUCUUUGAUUUAUUUCGAAGGGAGAUUAGUCUUCCGGGCCAAGGGUCAGAACCGAUGAACAGUUGCAAAGCUCCUUGCAGCCUUCCUCUCUGUUCAUCUGUCUUUUUUUGUAAGUGUUUCUUCUUCCUCUUUUCCUUUCAUAAGUGAUGAUGAUGAUGCUGACAUGUUAUUGUUGUAGUAGUAAUAGUUGUUGUCCUUGUUGGCUACAUUCGGGACUUAAGAUCCUGCUGGUUUUUCCUCAACCUGGAAAUACAGUAGAUAAACAGGUCUGCUGGUGGAAGGAAAAAAAAAAACACAUACACACACAAACACACGUACAUGAUAGUGGAGGGUUUCAAACUCCUGCACACUGCAAGCCCUUCCCAGCACUUUACCUAUGGGGGCUAAGUGUUAGCAGAGAACUAGCUGCAGGUUUCUCGCUCUCAAACAACAAAAGAAAGGAAUAAAUCCUCUGUCCGUCUCAGGUAGGCACAAACAGGACGAUGACAAAGAUCUAGAUGAUGAAGAUGAAUGAAACAAUCAGCUACUCUUGUCAGUUUUAUCUGUUCUUUUUAAGUCACAGUUGCCUUGGAAACUCCCCUGUUGUUUUCAUUAUCAAACUUUCUUGGAUUCAAUCAAUUCAAAACGUCACUUUUUGCCCAUUUCUCUCUCCAUAGACCAGUCGUAGGGUAGACAUGAGUGUGUUGCACUGCAGUGUAGACGCAUGUUAAUAGAGUAAUCCUGUCUUGGUCGUUGCUGAGGGCAAAAUCGUGCAUGUGCUGGGUUGAAUCCAGGUCUAUGUUACAUCUUGUGUUGUGCUUGUGUGUAUGCGAGUGAUGGUUAGAGGCGUUAAGUGUGUUCGCUUGUUCCAUAUCUCAGGAUUCCUGCACUGCGGUACUUUUUGUUUUCCUGUAAUGGCUUUUGUGAAAGCUGGUUGUGUUGAGGGAGCGUGGUUGGUUUAGACAUCCGACACACAAAAUGUGUCGAGGAAUUUUGAGGUGGUAGCAUGGCAAUGUAGAGGGGGAAAAAUACGGAAGCUCUUCCAAAAGAGUGCUCUUCAGGGGGAUGUUUGUUUUUCUUUUAAGAGAAAAAAACAUCUAUUUCCCUCAUAGUUUCUUGGUUUACUACUUCUUGUUUUUUUGUUUUUUUUUACAAAGUUGUCAUCUUCAGUGUUGUCAUGUGCUGCACGCUUUUACCUGAGUUGUGCUAUCUCUCUUGCACAUAUUUGCUCUUUUUUAAAAAAAUCAAGAAGUUCAUUGUGGUGGGACAUGGUGGCGGUCGCUUGCCUAGUGUUAGAACGUGAAUGUGAAGCUCAGGCCUUUAUUUUAAAAAGAAGUGAGAUAAAAAACCUCUUGCUCUUGCAAGAGGCUCUGUGACCCCCCCCCCCCCCCCCCCCCCCCCCAACGCCACCUCAGUCAAUCAUCCCUCCAAUCCCUUGAUGAUUGCAUAUCUCCAGCCCUUGUCAGAGUAAAUCCACUUGGGCACAUGACAGUGUUUUGUUUUCAAGGGGAUGCCUUUAGGUCUAUGGCCUGUUUUCUUUUAGAGGUGGCAUCGCCCCCCCAAGAUGAUGGUGGCCAAAGCCAGAUGGGCCAAUGCUGCCUCAGCACUCCUACACUUGAAGAUCAGGUGUGAAAGAAAUGUCCGGAAAUUACCAAAGUGAGUGCUUCCUGUAAGGAAGGAAGGUAUAAAACUUGUAUGCGGGUGUGUGAGGCGAAAGGUAAAGAGAGGUGUGUCUUCCCAAGAACUGGUGGCGCCAGAAUGCGGUUAGUGUGAGGCUAGCUGCGAAAUGACCACUGCAGUCAUCCAGCGAGGUUAUCCCUCACCUGUGGCACCCAUGUCGAAGGCCAAGUGCAAAUAUUCCUGUUGACAGACUUGCAUUUAUGUUUCUUCGUGUGAAUUCCAGAAAAUUCCAGAUGCAGGUUAAGAGGGGAAAAUGUAUGCAAAGAGAGGAAUUGCAGUGAGUUCAUUAGAAAGCCCUGUUUCUAUAUUUUAGUACUACACCAAAAAAAGGACCUUUCUUUGAGAUUGUUCUAUAUUUUGAUCGAUCAGAAUAUUAUAUUUUGGUCAUCGCUGAUGAAAACUGGCUGUAGACUGAAGGUUAAAGGAUUUAAAAUGUCUGUCGCUUGUUUCAGUAUGUGAACUGCUAAUGCAUAAACUGCUACUCCAUCCUGUGCCUAAAACCCAGAAUAGCUUUCAUUUUAACCUCUCGUGUUCUCAAAGGUUUGUUAGUGGAGUUUAAGUCUAGAACAAGCAUUGGUCCACUGUUACAAAGUUAAAGCAUCAAGGAUUCUUUUUCUUUCAUUUCCGCUUUUUUUUGUGAAGAUUUCUUCUUGGUGUGCAUUUGCGUGUGUGUGUGUGUGUGUGUUUUGUUUUAUUGUAACAUUAUUCAAAAAGUACAUACAUCAGCUAAGUGGUGAGUGUGUGUUUGUGCGAGUGUGUGCGCGUGUGCAACUCGGUAUCUAACAAAAAGAAAUACAAGGCGUACCACUUUCUCAGCAGUGAACAGGAACCAGUCUUUCUCAGGGUAACUGUCCGGCAAGUAGAGGAGCGGAGGGGAGGUUUUCAAAAGCUCAGGCCUCGAACUAAGAGAGGAAAAAGUUACGAGAAAAAGAAAAUCAUACGAAAACUACAAAAAAAACAAACAGCUUCUCAGAGUCACUGGAUUUAAUGAAAUAUUCUGUCAGCAUGUCUGCGUCCGCUGCCAAAGAUAACGGUGAUGCAUAGAAAAAACCCCACAUGAAGUGCCCACCUGCAGGCAAAAGGGCCGGGGCCAACAGCUUCUCUGGGCCGAGACAUACUACUAUACUACUACUUAUACCACAUCUACUUUUAGAGUUUCAUAAUGUGCUGAAGUAAGGAGCAAAAGUUGGGCCACGUGUUGGUUGUCGCAGCUGUGCUGCGGCCGUUGGGUCAACAACAAGUAGAUCUCUUAACAAUGCACCUGUUUCACUGUGAAGAGUGAAUGUAACUUAAGAUAAAAAAGAACUUAUUGAUGAAUUUCAAAUCAAGGGUUGGUUCUAUCAGACCUACAAGCUGCUAUGAGACGUGUGAGGAACAUUCCACUGGGGAGUUUAAAAACAAACAAAACCAUGGCCAAAUGUCUGCAUGAAAUGACUUAUUUUUUUACUAUUUUAUUCUUUUUUUUUUUCUUUUUUUUUUUGGGGGGGGGGGAUUGCAAUGGGUUCCAUUACUAAAGAUAAAUGACUGGUCUGUUACGAUGAAACCAUUGGAGUAUCAAGUCACUGAGACCUGGUUUGUUGUAUCGAUCCCUUUUUGCCUGUCACCAUGUGCCGAGGGGCAUUUUAAACGGGAUUUCUUGUUAUGCGGGAAAGAUUAUUGGACCAGUUGAUUGUUACAACUCCAUUGGAUCCCAGAGUUAUUUACAAGAGGUGUUUCUUUUCCUUUUUUGUUCUUUUAUUUAUUUUUUUUUUCAGAUUUAUUUUUAGUAGAAGAUGUUUGUAUGCAUUUACAAUCCAAAUCUCUCUCUAUCUAUCUCUUGUCACAAAGGAGAAAGCUGUAAAAAAAAAAAAAACAGUAGGCUGCUCGGAAGCCAUCUUUGAGAGCCAACUCAAAAACUGUUGCCUGUAAAAGCUCGAUCGAGUUCCAAUAGCUACCUUACUGUUAUAAAAUAACCUCAUGCCAGCCUUAAGAAGUGAGUGGAGAGUAAAACACAGAAGUGAAAUAAGCUUUUGGUCAAAGUUGUGACCAUGCGUUGCAGUGGAGGUGACUGUAAAGAGUCUUGUCUUAUCGGUUGAUUUUUCGACAACCAGUUAACCCUUGAGUCACCUUAGACAGCACCACUGUUGGUCCCAGACAUUAAGCUUGCACCAAGCCACAAUCUCCUCUCCAGCAGGCUGGCUUGCAUGUACAGCAAAGUCAAUAACUAUGCAAGUGGAAUGCAUAUAAUUCAGUGGCUCUUAAAUCUUUUUUUUUUUUUUUUUCUUGAUUUCUUUUUUUUUUUUUUCUUUUACUGUCACUCAUAAAUGGAAGUAACUUACUGCAGUGAUACUUGGCCUUAUUAUUAUUGCUAUUAUUAUUAUUAUUUUAAGAUCUUGAUUCUUCGGAAGCCAACUCCGUUUCAAGGGCGACCGUGGGUACAGACAUGGUCUCCAUGAGACCGGCCAGCCGGCCCCAGUUCUAAGAGGUACGAAUGUUGUGCAUUUGUUUAAAAUCAGGACAGUUUGCAAUAAAGCAGUGGCCAACUGUGGGUGUGCACUAGCAGUGCUGAGACCUGGCUGCUACCUUAUAAACUUAUCGGGGUUGCAGAAGUUUGGAAAAAAAAAAAACGUAAGGAAACUUUACAGUGCAUAAGAAGGUGUGCAUGUGUAUAUAUAUCAAUGUAUGUUUAUAUGCAUCCACACCUCUAUGCUACAUCUGUCCGGGUUCUAUUUAUGAACAUGACAAAAGUUUAUAAGCGUUGUUUUGCAAAAAUGGUUUUACCAUCUUAAAUGUUUAAUAUUAUAGGGCAGGUGUGUACUGUCUUUUUGUCUCCAGUGAGCACAUAGCAUUGGAUUUUAUAUGUACAUCUGCAAAUGGGGAAAAACACAAUUCACCGGCACAGGUGUGAAAAUGCCAGAUGUGGAGAAAUUUCAUUGAUUGGAGAAGUGAUCUUAUGUUCCACAGUAACAAAGGAGAAAAACCUAUGAUAUAUAAAAACCUGACACAUAUUGGGUAAACCAGCCGAAUGUUGAUUUUUGAAUCAAUGUUGAAUGAAUCCAUUUUCUUUUAAUCAGUGAAAUAAAAGCAUUAAAAAAUA
This is a messenger RNA of Alosa sapidissima (American shad), 7114 nucleotides long. RefSeq names its product F-box only protein 33. The transcript is spliced from 4 exons. Gene Ontology annotation, biological process: SCF-dependent proteasomal ubiquitin-dependent protein catabolic process; positive regulation of protein ubiquitination. Lineage: Eukaryota; Metazoa; Chordata; Actinopteri; Clupeiformes; Clupeidae. The coding region runs from base 185 to 1657 and encodes 490 amino acids. Gene Ontology annotation, cellular component: SCF ubiquitin ligase complex. The record is from RefSeq and is a predicted model, not a curated record. Gene Ontology annotation, molecular function: protein binding.